CUCAAGACAUACAAUAACAAACCAACAUAUUCAAAAGUGCAUUUCAUUUGUAGCAUUGCUGAAGUGCAAAGACCCAAAGAGAACCACCAUGAGAAAAAAGACAAUUUUGCUUCUGACUAUGGGGGUCCUAGGAGCCUAUUAUAUUUAUACUCCUCUCCCCGAUAAUAUUGAGGAACCGUGGAGACUGAUGGGCAUGAUUGCAGUAUCCAAUACAAUAACAAAUUUGUUUCUGUUUGCUGAAUUCUUAGGAAUCAACCAUUUUAUGAACAUCGCAAUGUUUUUCAUUUUCCUUAUCGAAGUCCCACCCACAUCUGAUGAAAAUGUCACUGUGACAGAGGCAACAUUCAACGGCAUUCCCGUCCGCGUGUAUGUUCCUAGAAGAAAGUCUGAGACGCUGAGAAGGGGCUUGUUUUAUAUUCACGGUGGCGGCUGGUGUUUGGGGAGUGCUGCAGUGUUUUCUUAUGACUUUCUCUCAAGACACACAGCCAAUAGACUUGAUGCUGUUGUCGUUUCAACCAACUACAGACUAGCUCCUAAAUACCAUUUUCCCAUUCAGUAUGAGGAUGUCUAUGGUGCAUUAAGCUGGUUUUUACGCAAAGAUAUUCUUGAAAAAUACCGUGUGGAUCCUGAGAGAGUUGGUGUUUCUGGCGACAGUGCUGGUGGGAAUUUAGCCGCAGCGGUGACUCAGCAGCUCCUUGAGGAUCCAAAUGCCAAGGUCAAACUCAAGACCCAGUCUUUAAUAUAUCCUGCACUUCAGAAUCUUGAUCUGGAUUUACCAUCAUAUCGGGAAAAUGCAGACUUUCCAGUUUUGUCCAAAUCACAUGUAGCCAGGUUCUGGAGUGAAUACUUUACCACAGACAGAUCACUUGAAAAGGCCUUGCUCUUCAAUCAGCAUGUCCCAGUGGACUCAAAUCACCUGUUCAAAUAUGUUAAUUGGAGUUCCUUGCUCCCUGAGAAGUUUAAGAAAGGACACGUCUAUAACACUCCAACCUAUGGCAGUUCUGAACUGGCCCAAAAAUACCCAGGGUUCCUAGAUGUGAGGGCUGCACCCCUGCUGGCUGAUGACACCCAAAUGCGUGGCUUACCCCGGACCCAUGUCAUGACCUGUCAGUAUGAUGUCUUAAGAGAUGAUGGAGUCAUGUAUGUUACCCGACUUAGGAACAAUGGUGUUCAUGUGACUCACACUCACAUAGAGGAUGGAUUUCAUGGAGCCAUUUCAUUUCUGAAUUUUAAAAUUAGUAAUAGGAUGGCAAAUCAAUAUAUUGAUUGGCUAACAGAAAAUCUGUAGUAACAAUCUAAAAUUAAAAUAUGCAGUUAUCAAGAUAUGCAAUUAUUAAAUAGAAUUAAUGAAAUUAAAUUGAAUUGACUAUAUUAAAUUAAAAUAUGCAAUCCAUGAAUAUUAAAAGUUUUAUGUUUGAAUUGCUGUUUAUUAUCUGUGACCUACGUAAGAUGCUAAAAGCAGAAGGAUGAGGAAGAUUAGGAGCCUGGACAUGAGUGAGGUUGG
Molecule: messenger RNA, 1504 nt
Organism: Lepus europaeus (European hare)
Lineage: Eukaryota; Metazoa; Chordata; Mammalia; Lagomorpha; Leporidae
Product: arylacetamide deacetylase-like
Exons: 5
Coding region: 89-1288 (399 amino acids)
Biological process (GO): positive regulation of triglyceride catabolic process
Cellular component (GO): endoplasmic reticulum membrane
Molecular function (GO): triacylglycerol lipase activity; serine hydrolase activity
Source: RefSeq, a predicted model, not a curated record